AUGAAUUGCCAUGGACAGGUUCUCCGACAUGGCCAACUCCUCCUUAAUUUACUCGAAGCGUGCUCCACCAUUCGGUCCUUCGACUCAACCAAAUGUCUCCAUGCACUCUCCGUCACAAUGGGUCCCAUUCCAAAGCAAUCCAUCUUCAUCCACAACAACAUCAUCUCUUCUUACAUUUCUCUCGGCGAAGUGUUUCAUGCACGCAAGGUGUUCGACGCAUUGCCCCACAGAACAGUUGUCUCUUACAACACGCUUAUCAAUUCGUACAGUCGAAAUGGGGAUGUAGAUGAUGCUUGGAACUUGCUUUUCCAUAUGAGGAUGAGUGGUUUUGUGCCUACCCAGUACACUCUCAGCGGGUUGUUAUCGUGUGAAUCGUUGAAUCUUUCUCACGGUGUUCAGUUGCAGGCUUUGAGCAUGAAGAGUGGACUCUUUGAUGCUGAUGCUUUCGUGGGUACUGCUUUGUUGGGCUUGUUUGGGAGGCAUGGAUGUUUGGAUGAGGCGUUUUUGGCAUUUGAAGAUAUGCCCCAGAAGAGCUUGGUGACCUGGAACUCGAUGUUGUCCUUGCUGGCACGUAAUGGUUUUGUUGAAGACUGUAAGAUUUUUUUUCGUGAUCUUGUGGGGAUGGGGAUUUCUUUGUCGGAAGGCUCUUUUGUGGCCCUUUUGUCUGGACUUGUUGAUCCUGAAGAGGAUUUGGAAUAUGGUGAACAGAUACAUAGUUUAAUGACUAAAUGUGGGUUUGAUGGUGAAAUUAAUGCGGUUAAUUCUCUCAUCAGUGUGUAUGUCAAAUGCAAAGCCAUGUCCUCGGUGGAAAGAUUGUUUGAGCAGGUUCCUAUUCAAAAUGUUGUGUCCUGGAAUACAGUCAUUGAUGCAUUGGCUAAAAGUGAGAGACCUCAAAUGGCGUUGGAGCUGUUUUUGAAUAUGUCCAGAAGAGGAUUGAUGCCAAGUCAGGCCACAUUUGUAGCUGUUAUUGACUCAUGUACUAGUUUGAGAAAUUUAGUGUGUGGAGAAUCUCUCCAUGCUAAGGUAAUCAGGAGUGGUUUUGAAUCCGAUGCUAUUGUGGGUACUGCAUUGGUAGACUUCUAUGCCAAAUGUGAUCAAUUGAUUUCCGCCCAUAACUGUUUUAAUCAGAUAGAAGAGAAAAAUGUGGUUUCUUGGAAUGCUUUGAUAUUGGGUUACUCAAAUAUUUGCUCUUCCACGUCUAUUCUAUUGUUACAAGAAAUGCUUCAAGUGGGUUAUUUCCUUAAUGAGUUCUCCUUUUCUGCUGUUCUUAAGUCAUCAUCAUUAUCAGACCUACAUCAACUCCAUGGUUUGGUUAUAAGAAUGGGGUAUCAGAAUUAUGAAUACGUAUUGAGCUCUCUUGUUAUGGCUUACGCCAGAAAUGGUCUCAUAAAUGAAGCACUUUCGUUUGUCAAAGAAUUUAAUAAUCCACUUCCUCUAAUCCCAUCCAACAUCAUUGCUGGAAUCUAUAACAGAACUAGUCAGUACUAUGAAACAAUAAAGUUUCUUUCUUUGCUCGAAAAACCUGAUGUUGUAUCUUGGAACAUUGUCAUUUCAGCUUGCGCUCGGAGCAAUAAUUAUAAUGAGGUUUUUGAGCUUUUCAAGCAUAUGCAUUCUGCACGCAUCCGUCCAGAUAAUUACACAUUUAUGAGUGUAUUAUGUGUAUGCACCAAACUUUGCAGUUUGGAUUUGGGCAGUUCUCUUCAUGGACUUAUUAUGAAGACUAAUCUUAACCGUGACACAUUUUUGUGCAAUGUACUAAUUGACAUGUAUGGGAAGUGUGGAAGCAUUGAUAGUUCAGUGAAAGUUUUUGAAGAAAUUACGGACAGAAAUAUUAUUACAUGGACAGCUUUAAUUACUGCCCUUGGGCUGAAUGGUUAUGCUCACGAGGCAGUAAAGAGAUUCAAAAACAUGGAAUUGACGGGGUUGAAGCCUGAUGCAUUGGCUCUCAGAGCAGUGCUUUCUUCUUGCAGAUAUGGUGGAUUAGAGAGCGAAGGGAUGGAAAUUUUCAGGCAGAUGGGAACCAUUUAUGGGAUUCAACCAGAACUUGAUCAUUACCAUUGCAUAGUAGACCUCCUGGCUAAAAAUGGACAGAUUAAGGAAGCUGAGAAAAUCAUUGCAAGCAUGCCUUUCCCACCAAAUACCAACAUAUGGCGUAGCUUCCUUGAAGGCUGCAAGCGGCAAGAAAUUGCAAAUUGA
Molecule: messenger RNA, 2196 nt
Organism: Gastrolobium bilobum
Lineage: Eukaryota; Viridiplantae; Streptophyta; Magnoliopsida; Fabales; Fabaceae
Product: pentatricopeptide repeat-containing protein At3g58590
Exons: 1
Coding region: 1-2196 (731 amino acids)
Biological process (GO): RNA modification
Molecular function (GO): protein binding; RNA binding
Source: RefSeq, a predicted model, not a curated record